This is a messenger RNA of Astyanax mexicanus (Mexican tetra), 3037 nucleotides long. RefSeq names its product transmembrane protein 135 (gene tmem135). The record is from RefSeq and is a predicted model, not a curated record. Bases 25 to 1425 code for a protein of 466 amino acids. Lineage: Eukaryota; Metazoa; Chordata; Actinopteri; Characiformes; Acestrorhamphidae. The transcript is spliced from 15 exons.
UGGAGUCCCAAGUCUUCAGUAAACAUGGCCGCUCUCAGCAAGUCCAUACCGCACAGCUGCUAUGAGAUUGGCCACACUUGGAGUACAUCAUGUCCUCUCUCAACACUGCAGGUGACAGCCGGCGCCCUGGAGGUCUCGUUCAAGAUCUACGCGCCGCUGUAUCUUAUUGCUGCCAUCCUAAGAAGAAGGAAAAAAGACUACUACAAGAAGAGGCUAAUCCCUGAGAUCCUGCAGUCUACAUCCUUUCUGACUGCAAAUGGAGGCCUGUACAUUGCCUUUUUCUGCAUACUUAGGAAGCUUUUGGGUGGUUUCAACUCCUGGUCUGCAGGCUUUGGAGCUGCACUGCCCGCUUCAUACAUUGCUAUUCUCAUAGAGCGCAAAAGCAGGAGAGGACUUCUAACAAUAUAUAUGGCAAAUCUGGCCACUGAGACAAUAUUCCGGAUGGCUGUCUCGCGAGGCUAUGUUAAUCCUCUAAAACAUGGAGAGGUUCUACUCUUCUGCCUGACUGCAUCACUUUACAUGUUUUUCUUCAGAUGUAAAGAUGGACUUAAGGGCUUUGCUUUUUCAGCACUAAAGUUUAUUGUAGGAAAGGAGGAGAUCCCCACACAUUCCUGCCAGGCUGAGUUCGCCAGUGCUUCUCGCUCAGAGAGGGCAGCAGUGCUACCCGGUCAUCAGCCAGAGGAGGAACAGGCUUCAUCUCGAGGGAGGGGCAUUGCUGCCUUGACCCGCAGGCUGCUAGACACUCUAUGCAAACAUGGACCCAGACACAGAUGCUGCAAACACUACCAAGACAACUGCAUCUCCUACUGUGUUAAGGGCUUCAUCCGCAUGUUCAGCGUGGGCUACCUCAUCCAGUGCUGUUUGAAGGUUCCAUCAACAUUUAGGCAGGUCUUCACCAAACCCUCUCGCCUCCUAUCGCUGCUCUACAACAAGGAGAAUUUCCAGUUAGGAGCAUUCCUCGGCUCUUUUGUCAGUAUAUACAAGGGAACAAGUUGUUUCUUGAGAUGGGUUCGUAACCUUGAUGAUGAGCUCCAUGCACUCAUAGCAGGUUUUCUCGCUGGCAUGUCCAUGUUCUUCUAUAAGAGCACCACCAUCUCAAUGUACCUCUUCUCUAAGCUGGUGGAGACCAUGUACUUCAAAGGCAUUGAGGCAGGACGCUUCCCCUACUUCCCUGAAGCUGACACAGUAAUCUACGCCAUCUCUACUGCUAUCUGCUUCCAGGCGGCGGUGAUGGAAGUUCAGAAUCUGAGGCCAUCUUACUGGAAGUUUCUGCUGCGGCUGACCAAGGGCAGGUUCGCUCUGAUGAACAGAAAAGUACUUGAUGUGUUUGGGACGGAGGCAUCUAAACACUUUAAAGGCUUCACCCCCAAACUGGACCCCAAAUACAUGCUGGUGCCUCCAGGUGUGGACGUGGCGCUGAGUUAAUGGACCAAGCUGACCUCCCUCUGCUGUGAUGCGCUUAGCCAGAGACCCAAAUAUGUGAGAGUGGAGACACUCUCUCUCUCUCUCUCUCUCUCUCUCUCACUUCAAUCUACAAUCUGUAAUGUGAAUGGCAUCGCUUUGGUUGAGAGCGUAGCGUUUCUGGUGUUGCACUAAAGCAGUAUUAUAUGUUCAUAUUCACUUUUAACUGCUGGGCGUUAAGAAGAAUAAGUUCUUGGAAGAGAUAAUGGCUAUGUUCACACAGCAGGUGAAAGUGGUACAAAUCCAGUUUUCUCAGCAAAUCUGAUGUUUAUUUUAGGCUGUUUUCACUAUAUUUUUUCACUAUAAUGUGACUGAUAUCUAACAUUUGUGUGCACAAGCUUCACGUGAAAUUUCCUUUUCAUCCUUGCCUUAAUCAGAGGAGCUAGUUCAGAAGAGGUUCAGGUAAACAGCUUGGCUGAUCACCAGAGUUAUUUGCUUGAGCAGAUGUAUUUUCUUUAAACCUUUUUAUUUUUUAAAAAUGAUUUUUAUUUUCCUUUUAUGUUGCAGUCACGUCCUGAGAGCAUGUUUGGUCAUUUCAUUAGAAACACUAAGCAGUUGUGACGCAUCCUUAAUAUCCUAAUAUUAUUGGGAAAGAGACAUCAUGCUUUAACCUCAUUAUUCCACCAAUGAAAGAAACCCUUAUUCACACAGCUGUCGUCCAUAUUUCCUUUCUCCUCAUAUUCUUUUAUAUUACUUCUUUGUCUUCAGAUUCAGAGUUUUUUAUUUUAUUUUAUUUUUUCCCUUCUGUUCACACUGCCACACAAACACAUCUUUCUCACACGUCAAAAAUAAAAGAUCUGGGCCACAUUUACCUCCUGUAUGAACACAGCCAACGUUUCAAACAUUGCGACCAUUGUUUACUUUUAUGGCACUAAGUAUAAAAGCCUUUCAUCACUCAAUCACAGUUGCUACAAGUGAGAUAUGGAGACCAUACAUAGCUGGUGGUUGAAAUGAUGAGACCCUGUCCCUGACAAAGUUGCCUUAAUGGGCAAAGAGAAUAUAAUAAGCAAACGUUUGUAAUUUAGGCUGAUUUAAAAAUGACAUUCAAGCAUAGGAACGUAUGACUCACUUCUUAAAGUUCUGCCUCUGGCUGCUCUUUGAAACAAUUUGGACGUUCUUUUGAAGUUUCAUUUCAAAAGAGAAGUCAGUAGGUGAGGAAACAUACUUGGCGAUGGUGUCAGAAAUGUGUAAAACCAGGUCUUACUUACAUCAGGGUUUCUUUUUUUAUUUUAUUUUUACUUUUUCUUUUGCUAGAGAGCAAACUGACAUUUCAGCAGAGCACACGUUUUACUCUAAUUUUAAAAAGGUUGUACCCCAAGAUCUAAAUUUGUUAGGGUAUUUAUGAAAGAGAGUAAGCAGGUUAAUGUAAUUUUUGGUGUGAAUUCAAAUAUCAGACACCAUUCUCAGUAGCACAGAUUUCAUUUAAAUUAGCAAUAAGCAUCUAGUGUAAAAUAAUAGCAGUGCAAUCAACUGUAUUGCUGUAUACAACUCUGUAAUUUAUGUAAAAAGAAAAAGCAUAAUGUGUUUUGAUGUUUCUAUAAGCGCAGAUGCUUUCUAUUAAAAAAAAAAACUGAAA